Messenger RNA from Emys orbicularis (European pond turtle), 1091 nucleotides. It is a transcript of the gene GNB2, whose product is annotated as G protein subunit beta 2. Lineage: Eukaryota; Metazoa; Chordata; Testudines; Emydidae. Gene Ontology annotation, cellular component: cytoplasm; heterotrimeric G-protein complex. Gene Ontology annotation, biological process: G protein-coupled receptor signaling pathway. The record is from RefSeq and is a predicted model, not a curated record. Gene Ontology annotation, molecular function: protein binding; signaling receptor complex adaptor activity.
AACGAGUCCCCCGCCCCCGGAACGAGGCUGCGCCAGGUCCCGGCGCGGCCAUGAGCGAACUGGAGCAGCUGCGGCAGGAGGCGGAGCAGCUUCGCACCCAGAUCCGGGACGCUCGGAAGUCAUGCGGCGACUCCACCCUGAGCCAGAUCACCGCCGGGAUGGACCCCGUGGGGCGGAUCCAGAUGCGGACGCGACGCACCCUGCGAGGCCACCUGGCGAAAAUCUACGCCAUGCACUGGGGCACGGACUCCAGGCUGCUGGUCAGCGCCUCACAGGACGGCAAACUCAUCAUCUGGGACAGUUACACCACGAAUAAGGUCCACGCCAUCCCGCUGCGCUCCUCCUGGGUGAUGACCUGCGCCUACGCCCCAUCGGGGAACUACGUGGCCUGCGGGGGCCUGGACAACAUCUGCUCCAUCUACAGCCUGAAAACCCGGGAGGGGAACGUGCGCGUGAGCCGGGAGCUGCCGGGCCACACGGGUUACCUGUCCUGCUGCCGCUUCCUCGAUGACAAUCAGAUCAUCACCAGCUCCGGGGACACCACCUGCGCGCUGUGGGACAUUGAGACGGGGCAGCAGACGACGACGUUCGGGGGCCACAGCGGGGACGUGAUGAGCCUCUCGCGCCCCGACGCCCGGAGCUUCGUGUCCGGCGCCUGCGACGCCUCCAUCAAGCUGUGGGACGUGCGGGACAGUAUGUGCCGGCAGACGUUCACCGGGCACGAGUCGGACAUCAACGCUGUGUGUUUCUUCCCCAACGGGAACGCCUUCACCACGGGCUCGGACGACGCCACGUGCCGGCUCUUCGACCUGCGCGCCGACCAGGAGCUCAUGAUGUAUUCGCACGACAACAUCAUCUGUGGCAUCACCUCGGUGGCGUUCUCCAAGAGCGGGCGCCUCCUGCUGGCCGGCUACGACGACUUCAACUGCAACAUCUGGGACGCCAUGAAGGGCGACCGCGCAGGGGUCCUGGCCGGCCAUGACAACCGCGUGAGCUGCCUGGGGGUGACGGAUGACGGGAUGGCCGUAGCCACCGGUUCCUGGGACAGCUUCCUGAAAAUCUGGAACUAGCCCCCUUCUGCCCCACACCCU